AAAAUAUUUCUUUUACUUCUAGCGGCAGUACUGCUUCGUAUCUACCUAGAGUAUGAAAGGAGUCAAGAGAGUUGUAGGUCACUCGUUAAGGACAACAAUAAUUCUACUGAGUGUCGUAUUAAUGCCAGCGAAAAUGCCGUUUACCAACAAAAGAAAAUUUUUCUCGCUUUCUUCUAUUGGGAACAAUUAACAAUGGCGACGAAUAAUCUUCUUCAACUUACAGCCCUCGCUGUGCCAGGAGGGCGACAAGUUGUUGCUCCAUUUGUGAAAGAUUCUCUGUUUCACGGAGUGCCGACCUCACACGGACACCAUACGCUUGGACUUUAUUACAACGUUACUGCUCUAAAUGAAUCGCUUGGUUUGCACGGUCAUGGUACUUUAAUAAACUGGGACGGGUUUCAAGACGUCUGCAAGGGAAAACUGGAUGUUUUAGUAUAUUUUCAUUAUAGAAAUCUAACGAACUCCACGACAAACAACCUUUCUACGUCGUACAAUCCUUGCAAACUUGACCACAAAAACGUUCUUCUUGGCAUCAAGAUCGGCAGAAAGAUUUGUGUCAAUGCUAAUGCCUUCAAUUCAGUUCAAAGAUUUGAAGACGAAAUGGUUAAGAGGCUCCCGUGUGUUGGUAUUUUUGAAUGGCGAGGAGCAAGAAAAACGAACCCCAAAAGAACACAUUUUGAUAUUGAGUCAAAAGUAGAAAAGCUCCUGUCUUAUCGCGACAUGAACGCUUUCUUCAGUGCAAAACUUGCUCGCGUAGCUCGAGAUUUCAUUGCGCAAAAUCUCACUUCAAACUUUAUCUCCGUACACAUUCGCACGGAAAAGAUUUUAUCUGAUGGAGGAAAUAUUUCCACUAUCAGAAGGUGUUUAGUAAAGUUGAGGAAGAGAUUUCAUGGUAUUAUUCAAGUAGCUGCUGUUCCUCCUACAAUAUUUUUGGCCGUUGAUUUCACAAAGUUUGGCUCCUCCUCAAAAACUGUGAAACCAGCUCGAAAACAUGCCAAAUCCUUCAUCAAAAUACUCCUUCCGCUAAAGUCCAUUAGUUUUCAACCAUCAGAAUACAAGAUUGUUGAUCGAGGAGCCGUAGCCAUUGUGGAAAUGAACAUUCUAGCAUCAGGGAGGCGCUUAUUUCUUCUUGGAGGUGGGUCAUUUCAAAAUUGGAUGACGACGCAAUUUCGCACCAGGAAUAAAAAUGAACAAAGUAAAGUAGAACGCAUCGUUUGUUAACCGUUUGAAAACAUUUUUCUUAUUUUAAAAAAUAAAUGCAGCCAGCAAAGCCGGGGUAAACAGUUGGAAUUUUAUAUUGAUAUUGGACGCUUGUAAUAGUGGAUCGUGAUCCCACAAAGGGUGCCAAAGAGUCUCAGCUUGCUGGAACGCGCGAGUGAUCUUCCGACACUAGUGACAUAGUCUCAUGAACCGGCAAAAAUUACCUUGCUGACAUUUAAAGUAUAUCAUUGCAAUUUUAAUUAGAUUACCAAGCACAAUAAGGAGCAGUAUCAGUGCUGGGUCCAGACCUUGAGAUAAGGGGAGGGGCUAGUCAUCCAGACCCUUUGAUAAGGGGGGGGCCUCCCCCCUCCCCUGGAUCCGCCACUGAGUAUAAAGUAGAACGCCUUAUAGUUUGUUAGCCGCGGCACUGCAUAAAGAAGAGUCGAAAUAUUAACUGAAAGUCAAUUUUCCUGUGUUUCAGAAAGCGUAGUGUUUAAAGCGUAAAUAAAAAGUUUACUUAUCACCAUAAUGCGUUCUUUUGAUGGCUUUUUGAUGUUGUUGGACUUUAUCUUGGACCAAAGUCUCCCCCUUUUUCUUCGAUGUCCUCAGCUAGGACAGAGUUGGUGUCUGCUACUGCACCAAUGAUAAUCGUUUUCUUUAAAUUGAACUCUUGGAAUAGGAAUCUUCACUAAAUCCUGUUCACUUGAUGAAACAAGGCUUGGUUGUGUUUUAAUCUAAAAUAGGCAGAAUGUCUGCCAAUGGUCGAAUCAUUUUCGGAUCAGGGCCCGUUGCUUAAUCGGACGAGUGCUAAGCCUUUUGUGUUGAAGGCGGUUUCAGUAUCUCUGGCUCCGGUGCACUGCCUGAGUGCUGGAAAGUGGUCGGUACAUUUUUGUAUGGGCUCGAUUCACGAUCGACCGUUCGCUGAGUAGUACCGACUUUCCAUGUUGAGGGUAGUGGUAUUGGUGUCCGCAACUGACGCUGAAAAUUUUGGACCGAUUUGCGUCAUGCUUGAUAGUCCUUUGGGUAACGGUCUUGUUCCCAGAGGUUGUUAAUCUAGGAAUUGAUGGCGUUUUUGGCACCAAUGGAUUCUGCAAUGUUUGAUUGCUUGUCAGGGAUCGAGCAUGAUCGUGUCACUGUCUUGCAGACGGCUUGUGCACCUUUUGGUGUUGAUACUGCGUUUGCAAUUGGAGUCAUUUCUUUAUUCGUGCAGAAGGAACUCCCGGCAUGGCUAGUUUCAUCCUUGUCUUUGCCGGCAUGUGUUGAAGUACAUACAUGCAUUCAUACAUAAACUAUAUUUUAACUCAAAUUUACAGAUCGAUUGAGCUAAUAUUUCCGAGCAAAGUAAAAAUAAAACUUAUUGAAAAAUAUUAAUUUUUAAAAGUUAUUAAAACUUUUAAAAGUAAUUCUAAUGAAAAUUCAAAGUUCUUCAAGGGAUUUUUAAAAUCAUCGAUUGAUAUUAUUUGUCUCAUGUCGUCUUUAAGUGAGUUCCAGAGCUUUGCAGCUUCGCACUUGAUGGACUUGAGUCUAUAAGUGGUUGUCAAAGUUUCAGGUAAGCUUAGUACAUGAUUCCCUCUAAAAAAAUAUUUGUAGCUUCAAAGAGAGAAGAGUUUCUUAAGAUAUCUCUCCCUUGUCUUUGAUCAGCCCUCCGUUCCCUUCCAGUAAUGUCCUUUGCUUGCUUAGAUUUCUUUGAGUGAAGAAACGGACGAUAAGUAUUCCAAAAGUCAUUGGAGUUUGGUCUUUCCGAUUUAUUGAGAAAAUACGCCUUGGCUGCCUUUCGUCUCAGCGAAGUAGUAUCAUGAUUGUCUGGGUUAGAGAGUAGUCCUGUAUAAGACUUUCGUUGACAUUUGACCGACUUUUUGACAGCCGGUGUGGAAGUCAUCGUGAGAGUCAAAUUGAGAUGCAUAUCAUAACUUGCUAUUGCCCUGAUUGGUCAACUAUGUUUAAAGUUUAUAUUUGUUCCCGAUAUUGGUCGCUUCUAUUUUUUGCUAUAAAGAUUCUAAAUGUGAGUGGCGCGUUUCGAUCUGUCUUUUCCCAUCGAUCAUUUUAAUGUUACUCAGCUUGUGGGUUUUUUUGUGUGUCCAUUCACUCUGUCGUUUUCUGUUUUGCUUGAGUUCGUCACUAACGUCUUUAAAGUACAACAGUUUUAAGCGUGUGCGUGAUCCGUUUUCGACUUUAACGAUUUUUAAGUAGGUAGCUAAGAGCAGACCAAUCUCAUGAACAAAUAUUACCUUGUUAACAUGCAAAGUUAAGUAUGUCCGGCAUGGAAUAUUUUUUCGAUAACUCUUAAUUUAUAACAGAUGUUGCAGACUGUUGCACGUUCCUUUAAAAACUGUAAUCUUAGCUUGACCGUUUCAAAAAAUGUCGUUUUAUAGGCAACCACUGAAUGAGUUUCUAUCGAGGACAAUACUUUUUUUGUUCAUAGCAACAGUGGUGCUUUGUAUAUACCAAGGAUACGAAAUUCAGGUGUUACUCAAGCCACAAAUCGACGACAACAACAGCCCCAUCAUCGAGCGAUUACACUCCUUUGAUUCCAGUGAAGUUGAAAGUGCUGUUCACCGACGAAAGAAAAUUUUUAUUGCUUUCUUCUAUUGGGAACAAUUAACAAUGGCAACGAAUAAUCUUCUUCAUCUUUCAGCUCUCGCUGCCCAAGGAGGGCGCCAAGUUGUGGUUCCUUUUGUGAAAGAUUCUUUCUUUCGAGGUGCACCACAGUCGCAGAGAAAACGGCAGAACCAUAAAUUUGGACUUUAUUACGACGUCACUGCACUCAAUGAAUCGCUUCGUUUACACGGCUAUGGAACUUUAAUAAACUGGGAGGGGUUUCAAGACGUCUGCAAGGGAAAACUGGAUGUUUUAGUAUAUUUUCAUUAUAAAAAUCUAACGAACUCCACGAGCAACAACCUUUCUACCUCAUACGAUCCUUGCAAGCUUAACCAGAAACAGGUUUUUCUUGGCAUCAAGAUUGGCAGGAAAAUUUGUGUUAAUGCUCAUGUUUUCGAUUCUGUUCAGAGAUUUGAAGACGAAAUAGUUGAAAAGCUUCCUUGUGUUGGUAUUAUGCGAUGGAGAGGAACAAGCAAAACUGAACCCUUUAGAACGCAUUUUAAUAUUGAGUCAUUAGUAGACAAAGUUCUGUCUUAUCUAGACAUGAGCGCUUUUUUUAGUGCAAAACUUCUUCGCAUAGCUCAAGAUUUUAUAGCGCAGCAUCUCAUUUCAAACUUUAUCUCCGUACAUGUUCGCACAGAACAGAUUUUAGUGUCAGGAGGAAAUAUUUCCACAGUCAAAAGAUGUUUAUUUAAGUUGAGGAAGAGACUUCAGAGUAUUAAUCAAUUAGCAACUGUUCAGAAUCCUCCAGUAUUUUUGGCGGCUGAUUUCACAAAGUUUGGGUCUUCCUCAGCAACUGUGAAACCAGCUCGAAAACAUGCCAAAUCCUUUAUGAAAAUACUACUCCCCUUAAGGCCGAUUGUUUUUCAACCCUCAGAAUACAAGAUUGUUGAUCGAGGAGCAGCGGCCAUCGUGGAAAUGAAUAUUCUUGCAUCAGGAAGGCUCUUAUUUGUUCUCGGAGGUGGGUCAUUUCAACUUUGGAUAACGAAGCAAUUUCUUACCAAGAAUUACAAUGAGCAGAGUAAAGUAGAACCCAUCGUUUGUUAACCGUUUGAAAACAUUAUUCUUAUUUUAAAAAAUGAAUGUAACCUGGUAUCUAAUGACCAGCAAAGAGUAAAAUGUGGAAUUUCAUAUUGGACACUUUCUCUCAAAAGGUGCCAAAGAGUCUAAGCUUACUGGAACGCGUGAGUGAUCUUCCACCUCUAGCGACAUAAUCCCAUGAACAGGCAAAUAUUACCUUAUUGACAUAUAAAGUAUCAUUGCAAUUUUGAUUAGAUGCCGCUUAAAGUAUGUUGUCGCAGUCAAUUCUACAGCGUCUGAUAACUGCACUCUUAAAUUGUGGCUGUGUCCAAAAAAAAUGUCUUUCUAUAGGCAAGCACUGAAGUUCCUUUCAAAAAAAAAACUUCUUUUACUUCUUACAGCAGUGGUACUUUCUAUCUACCUGGGUUAUGAGCGUCGGUAUAAUAGCAGACCUUUAGUUAAGGAUAACAACGGUUUUAUAGAUAUUUACAGGGGACUGCGAUCACCACACAGCAUCACUGAGCGAUUACAGUCCACUUAUGCCGGUGAGGCUGAAAGUUCCGUUUACCGACGUCAAAAACUUUUUCUCGCUUUCUACUAUUGGGAGCAAUUAACAAUGGCAACAAAUAACUUUCUUAAUCUUACAGCCCUCGCUGCCCAAGGAGGUCGCCAAGUUGUUGUUCCAUUUGUGAAAGAUUCUCAUUUUCGCGGUGUACCAACCUCUCAGAGACGCAACCAGACACACAAUACGCUUGCACUUUACUACAACGUUUCUGCACUUAAUGAAACGCUUCAUUUACACGGUUAUGGAACUUUAAUAACCUGGGAAGGUUUUCAAGAUGUUUGUAAAGGAAAAGUGGAUGUUUUGGUGUGUUUUUAUUACACAAAGCUAACAAGCUCCACGACCAACCUCUCUACGUCUUGCGCUCCCUGCAAGCUUAACAACAAAAACGUUUUACUUGGCAUCAAGAUCGGCAGAAGAAUUUGUGUCAACGCUAAUUCCCUCAAUUCAGUUCAGAUAUUUGAAAGCGAAGUAGUUAAAAAUCUACCGUGUGUUGCUAUCAGGGAAUGGAGAGGGAUAACGACAACAAUAACAGCCAAAAGAACACAUUUUGAUAUUGAGUCAAAAUUAGACAAAGUAUUGACGUCUCAAGACAUGAGCGUUUUUUUCAGUGCAAAACUUCUUCGCGUAGCUCGAGAUUUCAUUGCGCAAAAACUCACUUCAAACUUUAUCUCCGUACAUAUUCGCACAGAAAAGAUUUUAUCUGCUGGAGGAAAUAUUUCCGCUAUCAAAAGGUGUUUAUUUAAUUUGAGGAAGAGACUUCAGAAUACUAUUCAAGUAGCAAUUGUUCCUCCUCCAAUAUUUUUGGCUACUGAUUUCACAGCCUUUGGGUCUUCCUCAGAAAAAGCAAUACGAGCUCGGAAAUAUGCCAAAUCCUUCAUUGAAAUACUGCUUCCUCUAAGGCCCAUUGUUUUUCGACCACCAGAAUACAAGAUUGUUGAUGGAGGAGCCGUAGCCAUUGUGGAAAUGAAUAUUUUAGCAUCAGGGAGGCGCUUAUUUGUUCUCGGAGGUGGGUCAUUUCAACUUUGGAUAACGAAUCAGUUUCUUACCAAGAGCAACAAUGAUCGGAGUAAAGUAGAACGCAUCGUUUGUUAA
Molecule: messenger RNA, 6475 nt
Organism: Porites lobata
Lineage: Eukaryota; Metazoa; Cnidaria; Anthozoa; Scleractinia; Poritidae
Source: the annotation of a GenBank genome assembly